Molecule: messenger RNA, 3671 nt
Organism: Nicotiana attenuata
Lineage: Eukaryota; Viridiplantae; Streptophyta; Magnoliopsida; Solanales; Solanaceae
Exons: 5
Coding region: 181-3333 (1050 amino acids)
Biological process (GO): mitochondrial translational elongation
Cellular component (GO): mitochondrial matrix
Molecular function (GO): translation elongation factor activity; protein binding
Source: RefSeq, a predicted model, not a curated record
GUUUCUACUCCUUUCUUUUGAAUUUCUAUUUUUACCUUCAUUUGCGAGUUGUUGUGUGAAAAUGGUUUAAGUUCUUCGUGUAACUGUGCCAUUGAAUCUUUUAAUUGAAAGGUGCGAAACAGAUGACCCAAUCCUUGUAGUUCACAAAUCUUUGACACAACUCAAAUCAACGUGGCUCCAAUGGUUCCAAUUGCAACUAGCAAUGUUUCAGUUACUCCAGGAGCUGUCUUUAUCACGAGAAAGAACACAUGUUUAUCAAGAUGCAAUGUUUUGCGGAAAUCGAGCAAGCAGUCUUUACCUACCCCAAAAUAUAACCUGCCUCUGUCAACAUCUGCUAAAUUGUUUCCCCAUUUUAGAGUUGGUUGCAUUUUACGACCUAAAUUAAGAGGUUUCAUAGUAUCAGCAACUGAAACUGGUGUAGCAGUGGAAGAAGUAGAAUCAGCUGCUACAGAUGAUGGAUCAGGUGAAGCCUCAAAAGCUUCAUCCGAUGCUUCUAACACAAGUGAAGAAACGUCUGUUCGAUCUAAGCGUACAAGACCUGCUAGGAAAAGUGAGAUGCCCCCUGUGAAGAAUGAAGAUCUUAUUCCGGGUGCAACUUUUACUGGAAAGGUCAGAUCAAUCCAGCCAUUUGGCGCUUUUGUUGAUUUUGGAGCUUUUACAGAUGGGCUUGUGCAUGUUUCUAGGUUGAGUGAUAGUUUUGUAAAGGAUGUCGGAAGCAUUGUAUCCGUUGGACAAGAGGUGACAGUGAGAUUAGUUGAAGCAAACACUGAGACUGGGCGCAUAUCUCUCACCAUGCGUGAAAGUGAUGAUCCUAGUAGGCCUCAGCAACAGAAAGAUGCUCCAACCAGCAGUGACAGACCCCGAACUCCAAGGAAGAACACACAAAGGAACAACCAAAGGAGAGAUGAGGUUAAGAAAGUCUCGAAGUUUGUCAAAGGGCAAGAUCUUGAGGGCACUGUAAAAAAUUUAGCCAGAUCUGGUGCUUUUAUAUCUCUUCCUGAAGGAGAGGAAGGAUUCCUGCCUGCAUCAGAGGAAGCUGAUGAAGCGUUUGGAAUUAUCGACAGUGGCUCUUCACUACAAGUAGGUCAAGAAGUUAGUGUCCGUGUAUUACGCAUUACCAGAGGACAGGUAACUUUGACUAUGAAAAAAGAAGAAGCUGCUUCAGAGUUGGACUCAAAGCUCAACCAGGGUGUUGUCCAUUCGGCGACAAAUCCUUUUGUUUUGGCUUUCCGUAGCAAUGAAGAAAUCUCUUCAUUUUUGGAUGAGAGGGAAAAAGAGGAGGAACUAGCUGAACAAUCAAAGGAAGAUGUAGAGGAAGCAGAUGUGGCGGCUGAUAAGACGGAUGUCUUGCCUGAAACUACAGGCAAAGAGGAAGAAUCAGUCAAUGCUGCAAUUGAUGGUGUUCCUGAAACUCUAGAUGACGAGGAUACAAAACCAAACAUUGAUGAAGAAGCGGAGUCAAUUUCUGAAAAUUUUACUCCUGAAAGAAGCACAUCCACCAUUGGUCAGCAAGCUGAGGCGUCACCUGUUGGAGAUGCUGUGGAACCUGUAGCUGAAACUGGCUCAUCUGAGCAAAUAGCUGAUCAGAUUUCAGCAUCUGAAACUGUGGCUGGCGAGGAGGUCGUGGAGAAACUAAUUGAUGAUGCAGUAUCGAAAAAUGAGGUUGAAACUCAAAUAGCAAGUGUCACAGAAGCUGCCAAAGAAACAGAGGAACCUAGUGGCGAUGAGAAUGGAAGUAUACCAAGCCCAGCUGGACAAUCUGAAGCUCUUUUGGAGAAUAGCAAGGAUGAAGUAAGUCAGGAAGGCGCUGAAGUUGUGGAGAGUAUAGUUGAAAAUACUCCUUCCAUAGAGGACCAAUCAUCUGAUACAUCUGCUCAACAGGAAGAGGUGGCUACCGCUGCUGAGCAAGAUAGAAAUGUUGCGAACUCAAGUGAGCAAAAUGGGACUGCUUCAUCAAAUGAAGCCGCAGUAAAAGCUAUUUCACCUGCUCUUGUGAAACAAUUGCGUGAAGAGACAGGAGCUGGAAUGAUGGACUGCAAGAAUGCUCUUUCAGAAACUGGAGGUGACAUUGUUAAAGCGCAGGAGUAUCUCAGGAAAAAGGGGUUGGCAAGUGCUGAUAAGAAAUCAAGUAGAGCUACAGCUGAAGGUAGAAUUGGCUCAUACAUCCAUGACAGCAGAAUCGGUGUCCUGGUAGAGGUUAACUGCGAGACAGAUUUUGUAUCGCGUGGUGACAUUUUCAAGGAAUUAGUUGAUGACUUAGCCAUGCAAGUGGCUGCAUACCCCCAAGUGCAGUAUCUUGUUCCAGAAGAUGUUCCAGAGGAGAUCAUCAACAAGGAAAGAGAAAUCGAGAUGCAGAAGGAAGAUCUAUUGUCAAAACCUGAGCAGAUCAGAUCCAAGAUCGUUGAUGGGCGGAUAAAUAAGAGGCUUGAAGAACUGGCCUUACUGGAGCAACCUUACAUUAAGAAUGAUAAGUUGGUGGUAAAGGACUGGGUCAAGCAGACAAUUGCAACGAUUGGUGAAAACAUUAAAGUGAAGAGAUUUGUGAGAUACAACCUGGGAGAAGGUCUUGAAAAGAAGAGCCAAGACUUUGCAGCAGAGGUGGCUGCUCAAACAGCAGCUAAACCUGUCGCCUCACCAGGAAAAGAGCAACCUGCUGUUGAAGCCAAGGAGACUACUGUUGAGCCUCCAAAAGCAGCAGUUUCAGCCUCUUUGGUUAAACAGCUGCGAGAAGAAACUGGAGCUGGGAUGAUGGAUUGCAAGAAAGCUCUCUCCGAAACAGGAGGGGAUCUUGAAAAGGCACAAGAAUACCUCCGAAAAAAGGGUCUUUCGACUGCUGAUAAAAAGUCCAGCCGACUUGCUGCUGAGGGGAGGAUUGGUUCAUACAUUCAUGACUCCCGAAUUGGUGUGCUAAUUGAAAUUAAUUGUGAAACCGACUUUGUGGGGAGAAGUGAAACCUUUAAGGAAUUUGUCGAUGAUUUGGCAAUGCAAGUUGCAGCCUGCCCUCAGGUGCAGUUUGUAUCAAUUGAUGAGAUUCCAGAAAGCCUUGUCAACAAGGAAAAGGAGUUGGAAAUGCAGAGAGAAGAUCUUAAGAACAAGCCUGAAAAUAUAAGGGAGAAGAUUGUUGAGGGCAGGGUCUCGAAGAGGCUUGGAGAGCUUGUUCUUUUGGAGCAGCCUUUCAUAAAAGAUGACAGUGUCUUGGUGAAGGAUUUGGUAAAGCAAACUGUUGCCGCCCUUGGAGAGAACAUUAAAGUUAGGAGGUUCGUCCGAUUUACUCUAGGCGAGGAAGCUAAGGAAGCCAAGGAAGGAAUAAUUGAAGAGACAGCUGCUGUAUGAAGUUAACUCUAACUUGGGAUGCUGAAUAUAAGCAGGCAGAAGAUGCAUAGGAAGACUUUCCACUUCUGGAGAUGGAGCAAGUUUACAUCAGUUGAGCUAUUUUUGUAUCCGAGUAUAAUGUAGUCAUACUUGAUGUGCUGUGAGGCGAUUAGUAUUCAUUUUUUUCCCCUCCUUUUUCCUUUUUCUUUUAUAUUUACUGGUUAUGUAACUGUUAUAUUAUCAUCAGAAACUAGGAUCUUUCGGAAGCCAUUUUGAAGCAAGAUGUCAAAUGAGUACCAUUAGAGGCAAUUUAGUGAGUUAAUUUUUUCAGCAUUAAUCUGUUACGUUUGCCUGCUUAA